AUGUUGAACGAGUGGCGUGGUCCAACCAUAUCAGUUCGUGCAUUAACCAACUACGAAAUUUCUGAUGAGCUCUGUCGUCGGCAACUUCAGGUGCUGGAACGUCGAUAUGGUGGCCGUCUGCGCGCUCAUACAGCUGCUACACGAAUACAGCGAGCAUUUCGUCAGUCGUGUUUGUUGAAACAAUGGAAGCAUUUGGUAUUACCAAUCCAAAAUAGUGCAGUGUGUCCCAAAAGUGAUGGCACUCAAGGAUGUAAUGAUCUUUCAAAGCGUGAUACAUCUUUGACAGAUACACCUAAUGCUCAAGCAUGUCUUUAUCGACCUUCCGUUGCACUAAUUAGGCCGAGGAAUUCCUCGCCACACAUUACGAAAUCGAUUCCUGAACGAGGCUGUAAAAUACCACUUGCAGUUGGAGAAAAUAUUGGAAACGCCAGAUUUGGCAGUAAUGUAUCUCAUCGUUCUGCUGUAGAAUGCUUGUCACCUCGACUUUCUCAAAGAAGGAUUGUGACAGAUAUGGUGCACCCAACAACACAUGUUUGGCUUCCUCGUUCAUCAGCAGUUACGGGUCGUAGCAGUCAUUCAAAUUCGCUUCCUCGUCUCGAUAAGCAUGCAAUACCAUGUCAGGCCGUCAGCACUUCAUCGAAUACCCAUGGAGUGGCAGACCAGCGAAGAAGACGACAAUAUAGAAUAGCGCUUAAUUUCUUUAAUAAGAAACCUACACGUGGUGUGCAAUAUCUCAUUGAUUGGGGUUUUGUUGAAGAUAAUUCCCUCGCAGUUGCUAAUUUAUUAUUACAUCGUCGUGGUUUAAGUAAACAAAUGAUUGGUGAAUACAUUGGACACUUGCGCAACCCUUUUCAGUCCUCUGUUCUCAGUCAUUUCGUUAACCAGAUUGAUUUACAUGGGAUGGAAGUGGACAUUGCCCUCAGACACACGCUUUCGUUUUUUCGCCUUCCAGGAGAAGCGCAGAAAAUCGAGAGAAUUAUGCAGGUCUUUUCUGCUCACUACACCAUCUGCAAUCCCGAUAAGGUUGCACUUUUUCACAGUGCGGACACAAUAUUCAUCUUAGCGUUCGCUAUUGUUAUGCUUAAUACAGAUCUUCAUUCACCUAAUAUCAAGCCGUCAUUGAAAAUGAAAGCGGAAGAUUUCAUUAAUAAUUUACGUGGAAUCGAUGCAGGAUACAACAUUGAUAGGGCACUGUUGGUUCGUAUUUAUCGCCGGAUUCGUGAUUCACCUUUUAGUACUGGAUCAGAUCACGUAUCUCAGGUUAUUGUGGUCGAUCAAAGUAUGGUUGGUAAGGAUAAGCCAAAUUUGGUAGAACCACAUCGUCGCCUUGUGUGUUAUUGUCGUUUGAACCAGAUUAUUGAUCGUAGUAAGCGACAACCAGCCAAUGCUCAUCAACGAGAAGUUUUUUUAUUCAACGAUCUUUUGCUGAUUGCAAAAAUGGCUUCAAAGAAGAAAUCAUGUUGUCAGUAUGUAUUGCGCACGUGGAUGAUGCUCUUGGGAGUACGUGUUAGCAUGUUCGAGACUCCUUUUUAUGAUUAUGGCAUUAUGAUCACACUAUCUGAUGGACAAGAAAUUUAUUUGAAUUCGAAAAAUAAUGACGACAGGCAUCGGUUCGUGGCAGAUAUAAAGGAGUCAGUAGCCGAAUGUGCUGAAAUGGAAGCGGUAAGAAUUGAUGCUGAAUUGGACAAGCAUUCUUUGAUUAGUCGUAGCGAAGGACCACGUGAGCGAGAUUCGGGUUUAUCUGAGAUGGAAGGCAAUACUUCGAGUAGUGUUGUUAAUACAUCACCUAACACGCCUCAGCAAGCUUUAAAUUUAUGCUCCAUACGUCGUCUUAGUUUUAAUUCAUUCGAUAGUGGAGUUAUUGAGGAAAAUUGUGAGUCGUUUCACCAUUCAGGUCUGUCAUCUGUGUCACCUUUCUACUCUUCAAAACGUUUGGAAGCUGCUAUAUGA
Molecule: messenger RNA, 1950 nt
Organism: Cercopithifilaria johnstoni
Lineage: Eukaryota; Metazoa; Nematoda; Chromadorea; Rhabditida; Onchocercidae
Source: the annotation of a GenBank genome assembly